AGCUGCAGCAAUAGGUUUGUUCGUUUUUAACCAGGUUUCUUACCCGGGUAAGGUUAAAUCCAGAGACCUGUUAUAGGUCUUUGGUUAAAUCAGGGGUAAAAAGUGGAGAGCGGAGUAAGGAGAGUAAGGAAAGUGUAGACCCGGUUAGACUGAGUAAUAAAAACGAACAAACCUAAUCAAUCUCUCAGUGGGUGGUAAAUAUGUGUCGCAGUUUAUUGUUUAUGUUGAAUUGUUGAAUUUCUCAGAACUUCCGGCCACUCUCAUGUGUUCUCGACUCUCUCGACUCAGUCGACUCGUUGUUAGACAAUGUCUCGCGUUUACUCCGACUGUUUAAAUUAGUUUAGUGUUAACUCUAAGUUUUAAAAAUGGACUUAUAAAGUAACCCUAUAUACCUUACAAGGUAAAGUGUACGAAGUACGAUAAAUCCAUCGGUUCCUUGUUGAAAGUGAAUUUUUCAACUCAACUCCUAGAGUCAAAAGCUUCGUUUGACUGUUUUCAAUCUCAGCUACAUUUUAUCAAAAUGGAUAAAGUUCUAAUAAGUACAGACUGGGUUACAUGUCCAUUCGACCCUAAUCAUAUAAUGAAAUACUCCAAGUUCCACAAUCAUUUCGUGAAAUGUAAAGAAGCUCAUCCAAACGACCCACGAGUACAAUGCCCAUACUACGCUAGCGAGUUAAUACACCCCGAUAACCUGAAAGAACAUCUACUAAGCUGCCAAUACAAGACGUUGUAUGCCGAUUUAUACUUCGAUUCGAGUAAAUUGCCAGUUUACGAAGCUCCUUGUCAUGUCAAUUACGGCGAAGAAAGCGGCGGCGACGAAAGCGACGACGAUAAAGAAACUGUGAUAACUGUCGGUAGGAGUAGUCUGUUUUCUGGUACUACUCGCCGGAGCACUAAAUCUUACAGCACUGUUUCUCAACCAUUUGGUAAACUUCGUCAAAAUAACGUCAUCAUUGGCAAACCAACGCGAGAAAGUUACGCCUUCAAGUAUAUCGACGAAGAUGACACGAAUGACUCGAUGGGUGAACUUUUGCGUCGUGAUGAUAGCGGAAAUUGUAGUCGGAGUAGUUCUAGUCCUUCGAAUCAGUCUACGAUGUGUACUCCGUCCAGUGAAAACAGUAGCAGCGUCAGUAGUCCGUCAAUUCCUGCGUCUCCUAUUAAACCAUUCGAAAGGAAGGUGGGAUUGGGCAGAGGUAAAGUGAUACAGAAGCUGAUGAGUUCGUCGACUUCGUCGUUGGAAAGCUGCGGAGGUUCUGGAAGAGGUGCUUGGUUCCGUGCCAGAGUCAAUUUAAAUUGAUUUGCUAUUUAGAUUUUAGAAUUAAAUUCAAGACUUCGUAUUUGAUAUUUGUUUGUUUCUUUUUUUAUACGUAUUUAGAGUGUUUUUUCUUCGAGAAUUUUCGUUAAUACAUAUUUUGUAUGUAGUAUUUUUGACUGUC
Planococcus citri (citrus mealybug) is the source of this 1436-nucleotide messenger RNA. RefSeq lists its product as uncharacterized. The coding region runs from base 521 to 1297 and encodes 258 amino acids. The transcript has 2 exons. The record is from RefSeq and is a predicted model, not a curated record. Lineage: Eukaryota; Metazoa; Arthropoda; Insecta; Hemiptera; Pseudococcidae.